AUGACUUAUUACCAAUCAUUUUUUGACCAUGAAAUAAAAUUCGAUCUUUAAAAAAAACUAUUAGAUUUAUGUGCUGGGGAAGUGGAAUUUUAAUCCCAAGACUACAUAGAAGAUUAUAAAGGUAACCAACACGAGCGUGGUUGCUUUAUAUAUUAGCAAACAAUACCUUAUAGAGAAUUAAAAAGAGGAACUAUUGUUUAGGAUAAAAGUCUAUUAUUAUUAAAUGGGGAAAAUGUCGUUUCAAAAUAUUCUAAUGUAUAUAAUAUAGGAUCAGAAUAAGGUAUUUUCGGAUAACUUUAUCUUACAAAUGUUAGAUUGGCAUGGUUUGCUGAGAAAAACGAAAGUUUAAAUAUCAGUAUUCCUUGGAUUUUAAUAAAAAACCUGCUUAAAAAAUAAUUAAAAGUUGGGCUUUCUCUUGUGGUGGAAAUUAAUGAAUUUUCAGGAGGUUAUUCAAUUGGAUAUUAUUCUGAUUAAAUUGAAACUCUUUUCUAAGAAGUGGAAAAAUUGAGAAAUUAUUACAUACUAAAUCCUGAUUUGGGAAUAAAAAAAAUAAAUGAAGAUUAUGAAUAAUCAUAUAAAUCGAAGACAAUUAAAAAACAAUUGAAAAUGUUGAAAUAGUUGAUUCAUUAUUUAAUGAAAAAAAUUAAAAACGAAAUCGAUUUUGAUUAUAGAUUAGGUGUUGCUAUUGAAAAACUUCCAAACGGUAUUUAAACUGACGACUUAUGGUAGAUUAUUAAUAAAUAAAGUAUGUGA
Ichthyophthirius multifiliis is the source of this 753-nucleotide messenger RNA. RefSeq lists its product as hypothetical. Gene Ontology annotation, biological process: cilium assembly; intracellular transport. The record is from RefSeq and is a predicted model, not a curated record. Gene Ontology annotation, molecular function: phosphatidylinositol-3-phosphate binding. The transcript has 3 exons. Lineage: Eukaryota; Ciliophora; Oligohymenophorea; Hymenostomatida. Gene Ontology annotation, cellular component: ciliary basal body; BBSome.